CAGGAAGAGUUGGAAACAAACAAGGUUCCAUUCGUGAACAGAGAUAAAUGUGCUGCUCACUUCAUUUCUUACUACGAAUGUCUUAACAAGGGUACUUCGUAUUGCAACGCUGCCAAGGACCAAUUCUAUGAAUGCCAGUAUGUGGCCUUGAAACAGAGACUCGAAAAGCAUUAA
Metschnikowia bicuspidata var. bicuspidata NRRL YB-4993 is the source of this 174-nucleotide messenger RNA. RefSeq lists its product as uncharacterized. The annotation marks the transcript as partial. Gene Ontology annotation, cellular component: mitochondrion. The transcript has a single exon. The record is from RefSeq and is a predicted model, not a curated record. Lineage: Eukaryota; Fungi; Ascomycota; Pichiomycetes; Serinales; Metschnikowiaceae.